Alnus glutinosa is the source of this 414-nucleotide messenger RNA. RefSeq lists its product as uncharacterized. The record is from RefSeq and is a predicted model, not a curated record. NCBI's taxonomy places the organism in Eukaryota, Viridiplantae, Streptophyta, Magnoliopsida, Fagales, Betulaceae. The coding region runs from base 1 to 414 and encodes 137 amino acids. The transcript has a single exon.
AUGUCUCCCAUGGUUUCUUUUUUGCUCUUCUUCUCUUUCCUGACUAUUCUCGCCAUUAAUGCUAGAGCUCAAGACAGAGCCCCUCAUGGGGUUGCUUAUGAAAACCCAAUGGCCCUUUCGCCAUCAGCAUAUGACUUCUUCCAUCCAACCACGCAAAAGCCCAAGACCGAAGACCCUUGUCACGCAUCCAGUUGCUCCCCAUUGCCUAUCGCAGCACAGGUAGUGGAAGCCACUCCAGCGCACGAGAGCAGAGACUUAUCGCCCCGCAACGGCAACAGAGUGGGCGCUGGUGGCAUUGCUGGCAUUGUGUUUGGCCUUGUAUUUGCUGUGCUUUUGACUAUGGGCGUCUACUAUGUAACCAUCACGCGUCGAGCCAACAUGACUCGAACCAAUUCUGUUCAGCCUGAUGCCUGA